Penicillium cinerascens is the source of this 1287-nucleotide messenger RNA. It is a transcript of the gene ptpB, whose product is annotated as tyrosine protein phosphatase PTP1. The coding region runs from base 1 to 1287 and encodes 428 amino acids. The record is from RefSeq and is a predicted model, not a curated record. The transcript has 3 exons. Gene Ontology annotation, biological process: protein dephosphorylation. NCBI's taxonomy places the organism in Eukaryota, Fungi, Ascomycota, Eurotiomycetes, Eurotiales, Aspergillaceae. Gene Ontology annotation, molecular function: protein tyrosine phosphatase activity.
AUGGCGCAUCCGGCUAUCAAGAUCGAUACCAGCGUCCCGGCAACCAAGCGCGAGCUGCCGGACGGCGAUGCGGGCCUCGAUAUUAGUGAGCAGGGAAAUCCCAGGUUGGAAGCUGGAAACACGGACGACGUACCGCCGUUCCUAUGCCAAUCAGUUUCGGAGAUCCACGACAAAUUCGAGGACCUAGAAUGGAUGCAGAGGUCGCGCAUGGCCGAGGGUCUGCUCUCCAACGAUCCCUCUCACCCCUACGCGCUCGAGGCCGAUCCCAAGGUCAAGGCGAGGAAUCGGUACAUCAACGUGCAGGCAUGGGCGAACUGCCGAAUCCAUCUGCGGGUACCUGAAGGCGAGUGUGAUUUCAUCAACGCCUCGCCGAUCACCCUUAAAGAUUCGAUCACGCAGGAAGAGCGGAAGUAUAUUGCGACGCAGGGUCCCAAACAUGGGAAUCUCGCACAUUUUUGGCACAUGGUCUUUCAUGAGAGCAAGGAGGUCGGCGUCAUCGUUAUGCUCACUCAGACUUUUGAAGCUGGCCGGGAGAAAUGCGCUCAAUAUUUUCCGUUGGACUCGGAGCAGGCCUCGAUGGUCCUAUCAAAAAGUGAAUUCGACUCCUUUUCGAGCGACAAGAAUGGCCAACAGGAAGAUGGCGGCGUCUGGGGCAAAGUUACCCUGUUAGAGACGACCUUUGAUAGCAAGUCACGUUCUGAGAUUCGUAAACUCGAGCUCACCAUCGGCUCGGAGUCGAAGAUCGUGUGGCACUUCCUUUUCGCGGGCUGGGCGGACUACUCUAAACCCGAAGGAAGCGACCGCCAGGCGCUGCUUGAUUUGAUCAAUCUGUCGGCCUCCAAAUGCAGCUCGGACAACCCACGUGUGGUGCAUUGCAGCGCGGGUGUUGGCCGCACAGGAACCUUUAUUGCGCUCGACCAUCUCCUGCGCGAGCUUGAGUCGGGCCAGUUACUGCAGGUUGACGAUCCGGAGAUUGACCCCGUAUUCGAAACCGUCAAUCAAAUGCGCGAACAACGCAUGAUGAUGGUAUAUAACGAAAUGCAGAUGCAGUUCAUCUACGAGGUGCUUCGAGAGCAGGCUGAUACCAAGCUGGGCAAGAUUUCGAAGCCCAAUGAUGUCGAGUCACCCGGCAGCCAGACCGACGAGCGAUCUACAAAGAUGACCAAGCUGGCUGACGAGGCGGAUUAUCAGCCUGCGUCAAAGCCCGAACUGGAGGCCACCUCAGACCGAGUUCCAACUCCGACACGAAGCUGGUCCGGAACGCCCGAGGUCUCCGAUAAUGAGUAG